ACUGUCCCAGCAGAAGCACGUCUGACAGGUGACAGCUCCUCCCUCCUUAAACCAGAAAUCUAAGUGCAGAGAGAGAGAGAGAGAAAUAGAGAUAAAAUAUAAAGAAGAGAGAGAAAAGAAGGAAUCCCAACGACCCAGAGAGAAACUAGAAAGAGACAUAAAAAAAUCGCCAGACAGAGAAAGAGAGGCUAUGAUUUGGGUUGCGGGAAGAACUGGGAUGUGAUCCCCCACGCGCAUCCUUGCGCUUGUUACUUGUUACUCUCUCCCUCUCUCUCUCUCUCUCUGCACAUAAUUAUCUUUUUCUUUCUCUUGUGAUGGCCCCAGUGUGAUCCGAUUCUCUCUCUCUCUUUUCAUCCUUACAAAAGCUACAAAGUUGAAUCAUUGGCUGCAUUUGUCUUGGAUCAUAGUCUCUCUGCUAUGUUGCGGAAAAUGAGAAUUUAGUGGAGCAACAAGAAGGGGAAGAAGAAGAAGAACCUGCUGCAGAUAUUGGGAUGUCAAAAAGCUCGGCUUUUGGGUCGUUUACGUCUUGAAAAAUAAAUAUGUUGAUGCGAGGAGAUCUUGAUCCGAAGUCAAUGCAAGCAUACACUGGUUCUCUGAAUGAUGUUUUCAGGACAACUAUGCUCAACCAGGAGGUUAUGUUUAAAAAGCAGGUUCAUGAACUCCAUCAUCUAUAUGGGAUACAGAAGGCACUGAUGCAGAACGUUGGCAGGAUGGAGUUUGGUAGAUACAAUUUCAGGAAGGCUAGUGCUGAGUCAACUCUGUUACCUUGCAGAAAUUCUACACGAGAUGAACCUAUGGACUUCUUAGAAGGGUACAAAGGUGUAUAUGAUAAGAUUCAGCCGAGGACUCCUGAUCUUAAACUUCCCUCGGUUCAAUGCAUUAGCUAUAUUGAUCCAGCAGAGUUGACGCUUUCCCUGAGCAUUCAAGAAGACAGUAGGAGAGAGGGAGGUACUAAGAGAGCUUGGUUUGAUGUAGAAACUCAUUCCUGCUCACAGCAAGUGAUUGAUUUAGAAGAAUCAAUUGAGAGGACAUCAAUCGAGGGUUUGGAACACUCACCCUCUUUCAGCAGUGCUACUCCAAUAAAAAACUUCGGGGCCAAGCACGAUUCUGAAGUUUCUGUCCUUUUUGAUCCUAUCGUCUCAAGUUGUGGGAAGGAAAAUCUAUUGUUUCAUGCUGCAGACAGUAACCCCCUUUCAGAUUACAGUGAGUGGAAUCCUUUCAAUCAAGGACUAAAAAAGCGUUCUGGUGGUAUCCCAAUUAACAAUUUGUCCACCACGAGGCAACAUUUCGGUUCAUGUGAAGCAGGGCUUCUGGACCUCAACAAAAUUCAGCAUGAUGAUUCAUCUUGUAUGUCAAAUGAUCCUACAGUAGCCCAUCCUUCAACAGCAAGCUCAUCACAUGCUUUUCAUGGAUUAGUUGGCAAGGUAGAGGAAGGCACUCCUUGUUUCGGAACUGGGAAAAAGAAAAAUGAUAAUGACUCAAAUAAAGCUUCUGAAACGUUUCAAAAAGAUGAUUCUGGAGAUUUUGCUUCCAUGAACUCCAAAAGAAAAAAUGAGAGAACAGAUUAUUGGGGUGGGAAUUCCAAAGUUGAUGUCUUGAGCAUAAGUGAAAUGGGCCAUGUAAGUUUGGAGGCUGCGUGUAGAUCCAAGAUAGAUCUCCGUGAAGCAGUUUGUUGUCACAGUAAUGACCCUGGUAAGGGAAAUGACGGGUUCAUCAUGGGACUCCUAGACAGUCGAACUCAUUCAUGUGAAGCUGCUAAACAAGUAAACCAUGAGAACAACAAAGCAAAAGACCCUAUAUUUUCACAUUCUGAUCUUAGUCAAAAAAGAGAUCAAGAUGGACGUGGAAAUAUAUCUUCUGCUUCAUGUAAGCCGGGCUGCAUUGGUGAUAAUGAUUCCAGCAGCAUAAAGACUAUGCAAUCAGAGGUUGAGUACAAAAACUCAAAUCCCUUUUGUGUUGAUCAAUUUUCAGAAACACAUGUAGGGUAUCAAGUUUCAGAAACCUUAAUGGUUGAACAGGACCAAAGAUCUUCCAACAACAGUCAAUUAAAACACAAAUGCCUCAACAAGGAAGGAGAAUCAGCUGAACUCGAUGUUUUGAUCAAAGAGGCAGCCGAAGCACUUGUCGGAAUCUCAUUGGAGAACUCAUCUGGUUAUCAAGAUUGUCCUUACAAAGUAGGGGUAUCAAAUAAGAUGGAAAUGAAGGAGAGUGAGCAACCACAGUAUUCUUCUGAUUCUUUCGAGUUAAUCACACUAAAGCUAACAGAAAGCAGCACGGAUGACUAUUGUGUGUCAUCAGAGCCUUCUGAAGUAGAUUAUACUGAUAGAAAGGAUUUUGGUGUUAAGUUGAGAAGGGGGAGAAGAUUGAAAGAUUUUCAGAGGGACAUACUUCCUGGUCUGGCAUCUCUUUCCCGGCAAGAAAUUCGUGAAGAUAUAAACAUUAUGGAGGCAGUUUUAAGAUCAAGAGAGUACAAAAAAUUAAGAGCCAAGGCUGCUGAUGGUCAAAGCUGGUGUGCUCCUGUCAAAAACAAACGUUCACGACUAAACUAUGUUCCACGGAGGAAAAAAACUUUAUGAGAAGUUUUAAGUUGGGAAUGACAUAGAUCUGAGCAACUAUUUGUUUGUAAUCAUUGGCUGCAUAUAACCUUAAGCUUAUGUUCUGACUUUAGAAUCAUUUAGCUACUUUCUGAUUCAUGUACUGAUCUUAAUACUAGUAUUGGUAACUGGAUAAAUGGUAACCCUAAUCCCGCAGAGAUACAAAAAUAAUGAUUGAGAAGGUGAGCUUGCUUGUGUCA
Molecule: messenger RNA, 2794 nt
Organism: Prunus avium (sweet cherry)
Lineage: Eukaryota; Viridiplantae; Streptophyta; Magnoliopsida; Rosales; Rosaceae
Source: RefSeq, a predicted model, not a curated record